AUGCCGGCGCACGCCCGGCCACCUCCUGCUUGCCGUUUCGCCCUGGCCACUUCGGAUGACGCCACACAGCCCCCCCCCCCCCCGACCGCUCUCUCGCUCUCCCGUGCUUCUCCCCUCCUCUGCUCUCUCCCCCUCUCACGCCCGAGCGCAACCAUCGCCGCCGCUCGUCGUAGCCGCGACCACCGCCUCCUCCCCGCCCCUCUGACGUGCCCGAGAACUCCGCCUCGACGUUCUCGUCUUCUUCAUCGAGCCAAGCGACGCCGAAAGCUAUGGAACGCCGCCAUCGCCGUCUCCUUCAGCCUCGGUCCGCCGAGAUCGCCGGUGACCGUGCGCCCGCUCUGUUGCCUCGCCGAGCUCGCCGAGGCCGCCGCUGCACUCGCUGUGAGCUUCUGCGUCUAUUCCCCCUCUUCCUUGGCUCUCUCCCCUCCCGCUAACGCCGAUGCCGUCGAGCCCGAGAGCUUGGCUCCGCCGGCCAUGUCGCCGCCGUGGCCACCGUUGCCCAGAGCUGCAACCGAGCACACAGUCAUGCUCAGUGCACCCCCCGGAGGCCGUAGCACCCCUCCUUGCCACCUGCCGUGCGCCCUAACGCCGAACCCGAGCACGCCCGAGCUCGUGGUCGUCGUCUCCGGCCACCCCAGCUCCCGCCGUCUGCUCCAUCAGCUGCGCGCGAGCAGCAGCUCUUCGUAG
Messenger RNA from Aegilops tauschii subsp. strangulata, 687 nucleotides. The record is from RefSeq and is a predicted model, not a curated record. NCBI's taxonomy places the organism in Eukaryota, Viridiplantae, Streptophyta, Magnoliopsida, Poales, Poaceae.